AUGCUCUGCACCUACAACGACAAGACAGUUUCCACCAACGCCGACCUUCACGUUCUUCUCGAAGCUGCAGGGCGCGUCAACUACCACGUAAUCGCCUUGCUGGAAACAAAGUCCAGAAAGACGGACAUGAGUCAGCUGAGUGAUGGCACACUCAUCAUUCGUGGUGAAAAGAUCCUAUCACCUCGUCUGGCUAUCCUUCGACUCUGUCCUCUGCGUCAGAAAGCCAUCAUUAUCAUCAACUGCUAUUCUCCAACAUCAGCAGCUGAUGAUUCGGAACUUGAUGCUUUUUAG
Messenger RNA from Strongylus vulgaris, 291 nucleotides. NCBI's taxonomy places the organism in Eukaryota, Metazoa, Nematoda, Chromadorea, Rhabditida, Strongylidae. The record is from the annotation of a GenBank genome assembly.